Molecule: messenger RNA, 2073 nt
Organism: Fusarium subglutinans
Lineage: Eukaryota; Fungi; Ascomycota; Sordariomycetes; Hypocreales; Nectriaceae
Product: salicylate 1-monooxygenase
Exons: 12
Coding region: 1-2073 (690 amino acids)
Molecular function (GO): monooxygenase activity; FAD binding
Source: RefSeq, a predicted model, not a curated record
AUGAUUGCUACUAUAAAUGGAGACACCAAGAUCAAUGAAAAAGGCCAUCCGACCGAAGUCCGCAUUCCGGACAUGUUCGGCUCCAUAAUGUCUGCGACGCCUACAGUGAACCCUCACCACUUCAAGGUCAAGGCCGCAGCCGACGCCUUCAUAGCUGAUUAUCUCAAGAUGGACAAGCACGAAGCGGCUAAGAACAGAAAAGCGGACUUCUGUUUCUGCGCCUCGGCCAUGGCUCCUCAUGCAGAUGCAGAAGCGCUUAGGACCAUGGUUGACUGGCUGAACUGGAUCUUCUACUUUGACGACGACUUUGAUGAGGGUCAACUUGACCGAGACCCAGUGGCUGCAGAGAAAGAGAUUAGACAUACACUUGCUGUGCUCGAAGAUGAUGCUGAGAUUCCUGACAGAGAGAAAUAUCCCUUGCGAUACUUGUUCCGUACCAUCUGGGAGCGAGUUCAAGAGAGGGCGUAUCCUGAUGUCCAGACGCAAUUCAAGAUCACGCACAAGCGAUACUUGGACGGCCUGUUACAUCAGGUCGAAGCGACACGCGAUGGAAAUGGUCAGCCUCGGACAGAGGAGGACUACAUCAGAAUGCGGAGGAGGACUGUUGGUGGAUAUCCAUGCAUCAGUCUCAUCGCCUAUGCGCAUAAUGUAAACUUGUCACAGGAGGCAUUUGAGCACCCUUCUGUUCAGGAAUGCAUAGCUGUAGGAUGCGACCUCGCUUGGAUCCACAACGAUAUCGUCUCGUACAAGAAAGAUGUCAAGUCAGGUAUUGAGCACAACUUUGUCACAGUCCUGAAGAAGAACGGCUUCACCACCCAACAGGCCAUGGAUAGAGCUGGUGAACUCCAGGACGAGUGCUACCGUCGAUGGUACCUCGCCCUGGCGAGCAUGCCAAUCUGGGCAACCAUGUCGAGUCAAGAAGAGUCCCCUAAGCUCGAGGUAGCGAUCGCUGGGGGUGGCAUCGCCGGCCUCAUCACAGCAAUCGCACUCCUCAAACACCCCAACGUCAAUGUACAAGUCUAUGAGCGAGCACCAGAGUUUAAAGAAAUCGGCGCAAGUAUAGCUCUGGGUCCUAAUGGUCUCAGGACACUCGACCGUCUCGGUGUCGAAAAUGCCCUGGCGGAAGGCUUUGCUCAACGGCAAAAGUCGGGAUAUCCCAUGAUAUACCGACACUGGAAGACUGGAGAAGUCAUCGAUUAUGAUGUCCACAGUACAGUACAGAAAAGGAAACAUGCGACUGCGCGGUUCCAUCGUGCACAUCUUCAUCAGGCGCUGCUAGAGAAUUUGCCAGAGGGUAUUGUUCAUCUGGGGAAGACGACUGUUGAUGUCAAGGCGCAUUCUGAUGAAGGUGCUACGCUUUACUUUGAGGAUGGGACCACGGCGACGGCUGAUGUUGUUAUUGGAGCUGAUGGCUUACGAUCGAAAGUCCGCAAGACGUUUGUACCAGAGCAUGAACUGCACUGGACAGGCUGGGUCGCUUUCCGCGCUGUCUUUGACGCCGACAGAUUGAAGGAUGUUGAGUAUCCUGAAGAUGCAGCUCACUGGGCUGGUCAUGAGACAACGUUCUUCCAUUCUCAUCUAGGCAAAGGCUUAUUCACUAUAGUCGGUGGCUAUCACGCAGAUCCUCAAGACCCCAAGUCGCCAGGUCAAGACGCAAAAUGGGAUGAAGAUGGCAGUGCCGAAGAGUUCAAGAGAUUAUACCAACAUUGGAACCCAACAAUCCGGGCAUUCAUAGAAGCAACACCCUACGUCAAACUCUUCCCCAACUACGCCGGCGCAGCUCUCGAUACCUGGUCCUUCUCCAACCGUGUAGCUCUUGUCGGCGACGCAGCUCACACCCACGGCGGAUCCUUCGCGGCAGGGGGAUCACUGGCUAUCGACGAUGCAUACGCCUUGUACCGCUCGCUCGAUCACGUCUGGCCUCCUUCAUCAGCGCGAACAGGAAAGCCGUCCAAGGCUCAGCUUGCACAAGAACAUUUCGGGGCAGAAGUCGAAUAUAGAGAGAGCGACGACGGAGACGGACGAGCAGUUGAGACUGAGGGUGAAGGGGAGGAUGAAUCCUUCGUGGAUUAG